UACAGACUCCUUUUUUACUUGGCAAGAUGGCGGAGUACGACUUGACUACUCGCAUCGCGCACUUUUUGGAUCGGCAUCUAGUCUUUCCUUUGCUCGAGUUUCUCUCCGUAAAAGAGGAAAGUGCCAAAUAGAAGCACCUUUUUUCCAAAGUGAACCCACUUGUUUGACCACCAUCCAGAUCAAUAAAUAAAACAUUACAAAUAUCCUAGAAACCUUCCUCUGACCUCUCUUAGUCACUACUCACACCUCCCAAAGAUAUAUAAUGAAAAAGAAUUAUUACAAGGGAAAUUGGAUCUCCUUAGUGAUACCAACAUGGUAGACUUCGCUAUGGAUGUAUACAAAAACCUUUAUUCUGAUGAUAUUCCACAUGCUUUGAGAGAAAAAAGAACCACAGUCGUUGCACAACUGAAACAGCUUCAGGCAGAAACAGAACCAAUUGUGAAGAUGUUUGAAGAUCCAGAAACUACAAGGCAGAUGCAGUCAACCAGAGAUGGUCGGAUGCUCUUUGACUACCUGGCGGACAAGCAUGGUUUUAGGCAGGAAUAUUUAGAUACACUCUACAGGUAUGCGAAAUUCCAGUAUGAAUGUGGGAAUUACUCUGGCGCUGCAGAAUAUCUUUACUUCUUUCGAGUGUUGGUUCCAGCAACAGAUAGAAAUGCUUUGAGUUCACUCUGGGGAAAACUGGCCUCUGAAAUCUUAAUGCAGAAUUGGGAUGCUGCUAUGGAAGACCUUACACGGUUAAAAGAGACCAUAGAUAAUAAUUCUGUGAGUUCUCCACUUCAGUCCCUUCAGCAACGAACAUGGCUCAUCCACUGGUCUCUGUUUGUUUUCUUCAACCACCCCAAAGGGCGUGAUAACAUAAUUGAUCUCUUCCUUUACCAGCCACAGUAUCUUAAUGCAAUUCAGACAAUGUGUCCACAUAUUCUACGCUAUUUGACUACAGCUGUCAUAACAAACAAAGAUGUUCGGAAACGCCGACAGGUGCUAAAAGAUCUUGUUAAAGUUAUUCAACAGGAGUCUUACACAUAUAAAGACCCAAUUACAGAAUUUGUUGAAUGCUUAUAUGUUAACUUUGACUUUGAUGGGGCUCAGAAAAAGCUGAGGGAAUGUGAAUCAGUACUUGUGAAUGACUUCUUCUUGGUGGCUUGUCUUGAGGAUUUCAUUGAAAAUGCUCGUCUCUUCAUAUUUGAGACUUUUUGUCGCAUCCACCAGUGUAUCAGCAUUAACAUGUUGGCAGACAAACUGAACAUGACUCCAGAAGAAGCUGAAAGGUGGAUUGUAAAUUUGAUUAGAAAUGCAAGACUAGAUGCCAAGAUUGAUUCUAAAUUAGGUCAUGUGGUUAUGGGUAACAAUGCAGUCUCACCCUAUCAGCAAGUGAUUGAAAAGACCAAAAGCCUUUCAUUUAGAAGCCAGAUGUUGGCCAUGAAUAUUGAGAAGAAACUUAAUCAGAAUAGUAGGUCAGAGGCUCCUAACUGGGCAACUCAGGAUUCUGGCUUCUACUGAAGAACUAUAUAAAGACAAGAUGAAAAAACUAUAAAAUAAAGAUGAAAUAAUAAGACCAUUAUAUAAAGGGUGAUCUACAUUUUAGGAACAAUUAACAUACUGAGUAUAAAUUUGGGGGAAUUUGAAUAAAAUUGGCUGUGUUUCAUUUUAUCAAA
Messenger RNA from Ailuropoda melanoleuca (giant panda), 1658 nucleotides. It is a transcript of the gene EIF3E, whose product is annotated as eukaryotic translation initiation factor 3 subunit E. Lineage: Eukaryota; Metazoa; Chordata; Mammalia; Carnivora; Ursidae. The coding region runs from base 313 to 1503 and encodes 396 amino acids. Gene Ontology annotation, molecular function: translation initiation factor activity. The record is from RefSeq and is a predicted model, not a curated record. The transcript is spliced from 14 exons. Gene Ontology annotation, cellular component: cytoplasm; eukaryotic translation initiation factor 3 complex.